AAUAUAUCCUUCCAAUCAAAAUAACAGAAAGAAAAAGAAACACUCUUUCUUAAUGGGGAGCACAAAAAGUGAGUCCUACUUUGUCUUUAUGAGCUAUGAUCCAGAAUACGAGAGGCUUCGAGCUGAUCGAACCAAGAGGGGGGCGCAUGAACUUGAUUUGUAUCUUAGUAGAAAGCACGAUGAGGUCUUAGCAAGCACCCUAGAGCCAGGAAGCUACAAGAAGAUAUCUUCUUUGGUCAUUGUUGAUGGGUUUGCAGUGGAAAUCACCGAGGAUCAAGCCAAUAUGCUCAGAUCUGCAAAAGGAGUGAGGGUUGUGGAGAAAAAUGAAGAAGUAGCUUAGUGUAGAGUAGGAGAUCAGUGUUAAUUUUCAGGAGAAAAAUCAAAUGAGUUUUGUUCAAUUAGCUUCUCUACUCUUGAACUUUCUCAUGGUGUUUAAUUUGCUAUGUCAGUGAUU
This is a messenger RNA of Gastrolobium bilobum, 454 nucleotides long. Its product is annotated as subtilisin-like protease SBT2.5. Lineage: Eukaryota; Viridiplantae; Streptophyta; Magnoliopsida; Fabales; Fabaceae. The transcript has 3 exons. The record is from RefSeq and is a predicted model, not a curated record. Bases 53 to 340 code for a protein of 95 amino acids.